GAUAUCCUGGUUUCCUACUCUACAACCUUCGUGUAUAUCUAUUGACUUGUAUUAACCUAAGGUUCUUGAGAAUGCCCACUGCCGAUCCCAAAGCUAUUAUUAAAAAUGUCGACAUGGCCGAGGACAUGCAGGCUGAUGUUAUUGAAGUUGCACUUCAGGCACAAGAAAAGUUCAACGUGGAGAAGGAUAUAGCGGCAUUUAUUAAAAAGGAGUUCGAUAAGAAAUAUCAGCCGACUUGGCAUUGCAUCGUGGGUCGCAAUUAUGGCAGCUACGUCACCCAUGAGGCUCAUUGCUUCAUCUAUUUUUAUCUUGGUCAGACAGCUAUUCUUCUGUUUAAAGCAGGCUAAAAAACAGCAGUGUGAAGUAAGCCUUCAUUUUUUUUGUCCGCUCGCUUAACAAGCACUGAAGGAGUGGCUCAUAAUAGACACCUAUUGUUUCGCUGCCACGGAAUGGAAUCGUAGAAUUAUUAUUUUAAGAAAGGUAAGAAAAAAAUAAAAAAGAGUUCAGAUUGUGUGUUCUCUUUGUUUCGACUUUUUUGUUUUAUAAGAAAAACAACUGAACGAAUUCUAUGAAGUAUGAACUUAUCAACAUUUGAAGUUGAAUUAGGAAUGUCGUCCUCACACCUAGAUAAUCUUUAUGAUGCGAAAAAUAAUUUAUGAUAGGUGGCUUUGAGCGGGGGAGGGAUGGAGAAAAGAUAAUGUAUUUCCUUCUUUCACUUGUCCAUUAUGUUUUCUGUUUUAGCAUGCGAUGUAUAUGAAAAGAGACUAAUCGGGAAACGAUUGUAACCUUUGGGAAUAUAUAUAUAUAUAUAUAUCGCCAAGAACGCUAGAUUCGGGACUAAAGUACUUUGAAUGUGGGGAAAAGGGAUUUAAAACAGAACAGUGGCAAUAUACAAGCUACUUUCCCUCAGGGGAAGUUUUUUUGCAAUGAGUAUGCCAUUUGGUAAAAGAAAUGGAUUUGACUUUUUAAAUACUUUGCUCUAUUAAUUCAAUGUACUUUAUUUUUACCCAAUUGGUUACUCUACGACAAGAAAAAGAUUAAGAACACAAUAUGGUAGAUGGAAAAUAGCAGUAACCACAUUUUCCAGACGUUUUUUCUGUAAA
Messenger RNA from Phytomonas sp. EM1, 1103 nucleotides. NCBI's taxonomy places the organism in Eukaryota, Euglenozoa, Kinetoplastea, Trypanosomatida, Trypanosomatidae. The record is from the annotation of a GenBank genome assembly.